CAAUUGGUUUGCUUCCUGCAUUUCAGAAACAGGACAAGGAUGGGAGAAUACUACAAACGAAAUUGCAGCACUUGCUAUUCUCCUAAACUUCUUUGCAUACAUGUCCCUUCAUCUGCUCAGGACUCCCCUUUAAUGAAGGAUUUGAAGAGAGGACAGAGAGGCUACUUUUACAGCAUUAUGAGAAUAUAUGACAGCAAGGCACCGAGGGAAAUGUUGUACCAUCGGUAUGCGAUCAAUCUCCAGCGCCAGAACGUGCUGGGGCUCAUCACAAAGCAGCAAGUCGAAUAUUAUGCCUCCUACCUGAAAGAUUCGAAGUCCUGCCGAGGGUCAAGGCUGCCGACAGCACCUCCUGGGAAGGCAGACAGCAGGAAGACUCAGCUGGGGUCCUUUAAUUAA
Molecule: messenger RNA, 396 nt
Organism: Anolis sagrei ordinatus
Lineage: Eukaryota; Metazoa; Chordata; Lepidosauria; Squamata; Anolidae
Gene: FAM216B
Product: family with sequence similarity 216 member B
Source: RefSeq, a predicted model, not a curated record